Molecule: messenger RNA, 1116 nt
Organism: Rasamsonia emersonii CBS 393.64
Lineage: Eukaryota; Fungi; Ascomycota; Eurotiomycetes; Eurotiales; Trichocomaceae
Exons: 7
Coding region: 1-1116 (371 amino acids)
Source: RefSeq, a predicted model, not a curated record
AUGGCUUGUCAAGAAUGCCCCUGCGAAGGAAAUUAUAGGAGUGAAUUGCAUCCCCCACUGCAAUUGCGAGAGAUAAUGUGUCAGUGGACCGUUUCUAUCCCUGAUAAGUUUUUGUCCAUUGCUGGUUUUGAACCUGGUGUUUUUAAGGCUAACGAUGUUGUCAGUGAUCUUGACGCAAAAGCGACGGGGCCAAACAUCGAGAAGGAAAGCCUACAUGCAUAUCAUCUGCCUGCUGUGUAUCAACGCAUACGAUCUCAAGCUCAUCCCCAUCAUGUCUGGAUGAGCAAUUCCAUAUUGAAUGGUGGUGACCAACUUCGAUACGUUCAAUACCUUCAAGCUGGUAACAGACAUCUGGGACCUGAUUUCGCCAUACCCAGGUUAUCCACCUCCCAACGUCAAGUUGCAGACGCCUGGGUAUAUCUCGAGGGAGCUUUUCUUGUAUGGACUUCACACAAGCCGAAAUCCCGGCCUACUUCUACCCGCAUAUACCCAUCUCUGCGCAAGACAGAGACUCAGACGCAGACAAUGAAAGGACUUUCGAUGAAUAUUACGAUGUUGAAUUACGCUAAGGAAGCUAAUUUAUUCCGAAUAUCUUCGAAAUUUGUCGCUUUGCUCGCCUGCGAAAAGAUGUCGUUUUAUUCCUUCACAGCACAUGUUUCGCUAUCCGCUAUACAAAGGUACGAUACUCCGUAUCUACUGGGUCACUACGAAUUGAGGAAGAGAAAGAAGUUACAUCCUAGAAGUCCUCACUCCAUAGAACGCCACGAUGACGUGAAAUGCCUCCUUGGUGCCGCUAUCACGGUGCAGGGAGGUAGCCUGCUUUUGACAAACAUCAUCCACGACCAAUCCAGGGCUAUCGAAUCUCCGACUACGACUCGAAGAUCUGAUCAUGACAGCCCCGUGAAAGAGGAGUAUAAUGCGGAAAUUCACGAAUGCGCUACAGACUCCACACCCAUCUGUGCGCCUCAAGUCAAUAAAGCAUUUUUAAUCAUCUAUGCCAGAAAUCAGCCGCAAGAAACUGCCCAAGCAGCGGAAAGUGCCACCAAUCUCAAUCACAAUUACCACUUUAGGGGCGCAGACCAAAUACCGUCAAUUCGAGUAUCCGAAAUGGGAUAG